AUGCUGUCUCCUGCCCCAGAGGAGCCACUGCUGCUGGCCGAACUCAAGCCCGGGCGCCCCCAUCAGUUUGAUUGGAAGUCAAGCUGUGAAACGUGGAGCGUUGCCUUCUCUCCGGAUGGUUCCUGGUUCGCCUGGUCUCAAGGACACUGCAUUGUCAAGCUGAUCCCCUGGCCGCUGGAGGAGCAGUUCAUCCCUAAAGGGUUCGAAGCCAAAAGCCGAAGCAGCAAACAUGAUACAAAAGGGCGAGGCAGCCCAAAGGAGAAGACGCUGGACUGUGGGCAGAUUGUCUGGGGCUUGGCCUUCAGCCCGUGGCCUUCUCCGCCCAGCAGGAAGCUCUGGGCACGCCACCAUCCCCAGGUGCCAGACGUCUCUUGCCUGAUCCUUGCCACAGGGCUCAACGAUGGGCAGAUCAAGAUUUGGGAGGUACAGACAGGGCUCCUGCUUUUGAAUCUGUCUGGCCACCAAGACGUCGUGAGAGAUCUGAGCUUCACACCCAGUGGCAGUUUGAUUUUGGUUUCUGCAUCCCGAGAUAAGACUCUUCGCAUCUGGGACCUGAAUAAACAUGGUAAACAGAUUCAGGUGUUAUCGGGCCACCUGCAGUGGGUUUACUGCUGCUCCAUCUCGCCAGACUGCAGCAUGCUGUGUUCUGCAGCUGGGGAGAAGUCGGUCUUCCUGUGGAGCAUGCGGUCCUACACAUUAAUCCGGAAGCUGGAGGGCCACCAGAGCAGCGUGGUCUCUUGCGACUUCUCCCCCGACUCUGCCUUGCUUGUCACGGCUUCUUACGAUACCAAUGUGAUCAUGUGGGACCCCUACACUGGCGAGCGGCUGCGGUCACUCCACCACACGCAGCUCAACCCCCCCAUGGAUGACAGCGAUGUCCACAUCAGCUCCCUGAGAUCUGUGUGCUUCUCCCCCGAAGGCUUGUACCUCGCCACGGUAGCGGAUGACAGGCUCCUCAGGAUCUGGGCCUUGGAACUGAAAACUCCAGUUGCGUUUGCUCCUAUGACCAAUGGUCUCUGCUGCACAUUUUUUCCACAUGGUGGAGUUAUUGCCACGGGGACAAGGGAUGGCCACGUCCAGUUCUGGACGGCUCCUCGGGUCCUGUCAUCACUGAAGCACUUAUGCCGGAAAGCCCUGCGAAGUUUCCUAACAACGUACCAAGUGCUAGCGCUGCCAAUCCCUAAGAAAAUGAAAGAGUUCCUCACGUACAGAACUUUUUAAGCCAGUCUCCACAGUCUUGUUUCCUCUGUAGCAGGAUAAAUCUUCCUGACGAGUAGCUGGAGCAAUGGGCCA
Messenger RNA from Lipotes vexillifer (Yangtze River dolphin), 1293 nucleotides. It is a transcript of the gene WSB2, whose product is annotated as WD repeat and SOCS box containing 2. NCBI's taxonomy places the organism in Eukaryota, Metazoa, Chordata, Mammalia, Artiodactyla, Lipotidae. The record is from RefSeq and is a predicted model, not a curated record. Bases 1 to 1221 code for a protein of 406 amino acids. Gene Ontology annotation, biological process: intracellular signal transduction; protein polyubiquitination. The transcript has 8 exons. Gene Ontology annotation, molecular function: protein binding.